AUAAACCCUCUAUUUUAGCAUGAUAAACCCUCUAUUUUAGCAUGAUAAACCCUAAUCAUUCUUAUAAGUGAAACCCACCAUUUAUUUUUGAGUAAAGUUUCAACUUCUGAACUCGGCAAAGUUGCUGGUCGGGAAAACUUUUUUUCAGGCACUGAUCACCGGAAGGCGAAAGGUUGUAUAAUUUAAUAAGCACAAAAUUUUAGUGAAAAGCCUUAAAUGGAAAUUGAAGGAGAAAAAGAAAUGGAGAACGGGAACAGUGUGAUGUGUCAAUUGGCAGACCCAGAAGGAAAUCCACUUGGAACUGCUAUGUAUCUUCCUCAAAAUGCUGGUCCUAAAGAACUUCAACAAAUUGUCAAUUCCCUUCUCAACAAUGAAGAGAAGCUACCUUACGCUUUCUAUAUAUUAGAUCACGAGCUUGUGGUUGAAUUGGGAAAUUAUUUACACAACAAUAAAGUUUCUGUUGAGAAGGUCAUUCAAAUAGUGUAUCAACCACAGGCAAUUUUCCGCAUACGGCCUGUUAAUCGUUGUUCUGCUACAAUAGCUGGUCAUACUGAAGCUGUGCUUUCAGUCGCAUUCAGUCCUGAUGGUCAACAGUUAGCUAGUGGUUCCGGUGACUCUACAGUUAGACUAUGGGACAUAUAUACCCAAACGCCAUUGUUUACUUGUACAGGACACAAGAACUGGGUUCUUUGCAUAGCAUGGUCCCCUGAUAAUAAGUAUCUUGUUAGUGGAAGCAAAGCAGGAGAACUUCAGUGUUGGGAUCCUCAGACUGGAAAGGCGUCAGGCGGCCCACUUAUGGGGCACAAAAAAUGGAUUACUGGCAUUUCUUGGGAACCAGUCCACCUUCAAGCUCCAUCUCGGCGGUUUGUAAGCUCUAGCAAAGAUGGCGAUGCACGCAUAUGGGAUGUAACACUUAGGAAAUGUGUAAUAUGCCUAAGUGGGCAUACAUUGGCUGUAACAUGUGUAAAAUGGGGUGGCGAUGGUGUCAUCUAUACUGGAUCUCAGGAUUGUACCAUUAAAGUUUGGGAAACAAAACAAGGGAAGUUAAUUCGCGAGUUGAAGGGACAUGGACAUUGGGUAAAUUCUUUGGCACUAAGUACUGAGUACGUCCUUCGUACCGGGGCGUUUGAUCAUACGGGCAAGCAGUAUUCUUCUCCAGAGGAAAUGAAAGAGGUUGCUUUGGCAAGAUACAACAAAAUGAAGGGCAAUGCCCCGGAGAGACUAGUUUCAGGUUCUGACGAUUUCACCAUGUUUUUAUGGGAACCUUCGGUAAGCAAGCACCCUAAAACGCGAAUGACAGGUCAUCAGCAGCUUGUUAAUCAUGUAUACUUUUCUCCCGAUGGACUCUGGGUGGCAAGUGCUUCGUUCGAUAAAUCAGUGAAGUUGUGGAAUGGUGUCACUGGAAAAUUUGUUGCUGCUUUUCGAGGUCACGUUGGGCCAGUUUAUCAAAUAAGCUGGUCAGCUGAUAGUAGGCUUCUUUUGAGUGGUAGCAAGGACUCCACCCUAAAGAUAUGGGAUAUCAGGACGCAGAAGCUAAAACAAGAUCUCCCAGGCCACGCAGAUGAGGUUUUUGCCGUGGAUUGGAGUCCAGAUGGUGAGAAAGUGGCAUCUGGUGGCAGGGAUAGGGUAUUGAAACUGUGGAUGGGUUAGACCAUUUGAGAUUGGAUCUUUUGGUUUAACCCUUUUUAGUCCUUUUUUUCCGAGCAGAAAUUUUUGUGCCAAGAUAUUCCUAUAUUUAGUGUUCUGUGCUCCAUGCAUUAAAAUACUAGCUACUCUACAGCAUCUCAUAAAAAACUAAUUUUGCUCCUUUAUUCUAAAUAAAAACAAGGCCGCAUCGUAUCGGCGGCGUUGUAAAGGUUUUCAAAACAAACGAACCGAUAUUUCCCGCGUUGUAAAGGUGUAAAAAAUCGCGUUUUGGGCCGCAUUAAGAGAUAUCUUAUGAUUUCAA
Amaranthus tricolor (Joseph's coat) is the source of this 1948-nucleotide messenger RNA. RefSeq names its product notchless protein homolog. Gene Ontology annotation, molecular function: protein binding. Gene Ontology annotation, cellular component: nucleolus. The coding region runs from base 217 to 1650 and encodes 477 amino acids. Lineage: Eukaryota; Viridiplantae; Streptophyta; Magnoliopsida; Caryophyllales; Amaranthaceae. The record is from RefSeq and is a predicted model, not a curated record. The transcript has 13 exons. Gene Ontology annotation, biological process: ribosomal large subunit assembly.